Molecule: messenger RNA, 297 nt
Organism: Schistosoma spindalis
Lineage: Eukaryota; Metazoa; Platyhelminthes; Trematoda; Strigeidida; Schistosomatidae
Source: the annotation of a GenBank genome assembly
AUGACAGACGCUGGGUUCUUCAAGGGUACAAGUGCUGAGCAAGAUGCCAGGUUCGCUGAUAAGAAGAAAAAGUUGAUGAAAACUAUGAAAUUCGGAGAAAACUUGGCUCAAAAGGUUGACAUGUCCAAAAUUAAUUUGGAGUCUAUAAGACCAUGGAUUGUUAAGCGUAUAACAGAGCUUUUAAACUUUGAGGACGAGGUGGUCUGUGACUACAUUUUCAACCAACUGGAGGAGCGCGUCUUUUGGGAUGCACAUCGACAAACAAUGGUGGAACUCAGGUCUCCUGCGACGCACUGA